Messenger RNA from Ochotona princeps (American pika), 3721 nucleotides. RefSeq names its product peptidylglycine alpha-amidating monooxygenase (gene PAM). NCBI's taxonomy places the organism in Eukaryota, Metazoa, Chordata, Mammalia, Lagomorpha, Ochotonidae. Gene Ontology annotation, biological process: peptide metabolic process. Gene Ontology annotation, cellular component: extracellular region; membrane. The coding region runs from base 124 to 3057 and encodes 977 amino acids. Gene Ontology annotation, molecular function: protein binding; peptidylglycine monooxygenase activity; copper ion binding. The transcript has 25 exons. The record is from RefSeq and is a predicted model, not a curated record.
CCGCUCUCGCCAGCCAGGCAGCCGAGUGUAGUCGCCGCCGCAGGACGCCCGCCACGCCGGGCAUGAAGUAGCUGCGACCCGCGACGCCGCUGCCCGGUCCUCUCCAGGCGGGGCCCGAGUGGCAUGGCCAUGGCCGGCCGCGCACGCAGCCUGCUGCUUCUCAUCCUGGUCGCUCACGCCAGCUGCCUAGGCUUCCGAAGCCCACUUUCAGUCUUCAAGAGGUUUAAAGAACCUACCAGGUCAUUUUCCAAUGAAUGUCUUGGCGCCACCAGACCAGUCAUUCCCAUUGAUUCCUCUGAUUUUGCGAUGGACAUCCGCAUGCCUGGGGUGACGCCCAAACAGUCCGAUACGUACUUCUGCAUGUCGAUGCGUUUGCCGGUGGAUGAGGAGGCCUUUGUCAUUGACUUCAAACCCCGUGCCAGCAUGGAUACUGUCCACCACAUGUUACUCUUUGGAUGCAAUAUGCCUUCGUCCACUGGAAGUUACUGGUUCUGUGAUGAAGGAACCUGCACAGAUCAAGCCAACAUUCUCUAUGCCUGGGCACGAAAUGCUCCCCCGACCCGACUCCCCAAAGGAGUUGGAUUCCGAGUUGGAGGGGAGACGGGAAGUAAAUACUUUGUGCUGCAAGUGCACUAUGGGGACAUCAGCGCGUUUAGAGAUAAUCACAAGGACUGUUCUGGAGUGUCCAUCCAUCUCACACGGCAGCCCCAACCUUUAAUUGCCGGCAUGUACCUUAUGAUGUCUGUUGACACUGUUAUACCACCAGGAGAGAAAGUGGUGAAUUCUGACAUCUCAUGCCAUUAUCAGAAUUAUCCAAUGCAUGUAUUUGCGUACAGAGUACACACUCACCAUUUAGGUAAGGUAGUAAGUGGGUACAGACUAAGAAACGGGCAGUGGACACUGAUUGGACGCAAGAGUCCUCAGCUCCCACAGGCUUUCUACCCGGUGGAACACCCAGUUGAUGUUACUUUCGGUGACAUCCUGGCGGCAAGAUGCGUGUUCACUGGAGAGGGAAGGACCGAAGCCACACACAUUGGUGGCACAUCGAGUGAUGAAAUGUGCAACUUAUACAUUAUGUAUUAUAUGGAAGCCAAGCAUGCAGUCUCUUUCAUGACCUGCACACAGAAUGUCGCUGCGGAUCUGUUCCGAACCAUCCCCGCAGAGGCCAACAUCCCGAUUCCCGUGAAGCCUGACCUGGUGAUGAUGCACGGACAUCACAGAGAAACAGAGAACAAAGAUAAAAUAGUGUUACAACAGCAGCCAAAACGGGAGGAAGAGGAAGUGUUAGACCAGGGUGAUUUCUAUUCACUGCUUUCCAAGCUGCUAGGAGAGAGGGAAGAUGUUGUUCAGGUGCACAAAUACAAUCCUACAGAAAAGGCAGAAUCAGACGCCGACCUGGUAGCUGAGAUUGCAAACGUAGUCCAGAAAAAGGAUCUUGGGGGGUCUGAGGCCAGAAAGGGCACGGAGCACGAAGCCAGGGGCGAUGCUAUUCUCAGCAGAGACAGAAUUCACAAGUUCCACAGACUAGAGCCCACCUUGAGGCCUGCGGGGAGCAGAGCCUUCUCCUUCCAGCAGCCCCCACCUGGUGAAGGCAACUGGGAGCCAGAGAACACGGGAGACUUCCACAUAGAAGAAGCAUUGGACUGGCCUGGAGUAUACCUGUUGCCCGGCCAGGUUUCUGGGGUGGCAUUGGACCCUAUGAAUAAUCUGGUGAUUUUCCACAGAGGUGACCAUGUCUGGGAUGGAAACUCUUUUGACAACGAGUUUGUUUACCAGCAAAGAGGCCUCGGACCCAUUGAAGAAGAUACGAUUCUUGUUGUGGAUCCGAAUAGUGCUGCCAUACUCAAGUCCAGUGGGAAAAAUCUGUUUUACUUACCACAUGGCCUGAGUGUGGACAGAGACGGGAAUUACUGGGUCACAGACGUGGCUCUGCACCAGGUGUUCAAACUGGAUCCAAACAGUCGAGAAGGCCCCCUCCUCACCCUGGGAAGGAGCAUGCAGCCCGGCAGUGACCAGCACCACUUCUGCCAGCCCACCGACGUGGCUGUGGAUCCAAGCACGGGAGCCGUCUACGUGUCCGAUGGUUACUGCAACAGUCGGAUUGUGCAGUUCUCACCAAGCGGGAAGUUCGUCAUGCAGUGGGGAGAAGCGUCUUCAGGGAGCAAUCCUAAACCAGGACAAUUCAGUGUCCCUCACAGCUUGGCUCUUGUGGCCCAUUUGGGACAACUGUGUGUGGCAGACAGGGAAAAUGGUCGGAUCCAGUGCUUCCAUACUGACACCAAAGAAUUCACGAGAGAAAUUAAGCAUGCAGCAUUUGGAAGAAAUGUAUUUGCAAUUUCAUACAUACCAGGUUUGCUCUUUGCGGUGAAUGGGAAGCCUCACUUUGGUGAACAAGAACCUGUACAAGGCUUUGUAAUGAACUUUUCCACUGGGGAGAUUAUGGAUGUUUUCAAGCCAGUACGCAAGCACUUUGACAUGCCUCAUGAUAUCGUUGCUUCUGAAGAUGGGACUGUGUAUGUUGGGGACGCGCAAACCAAAACAGUGUGGAAGUUCGCCUUGACCGAAAAAAUGGAGCAUCGAUCGGUUAAAAAGGCUGGCAUCGAGGCCCAGGAUGUCAAAGAAGCUGAGGCAGUUGUUGAAAGCAAAAUGGAGGACAAAGCCAGUGCCUCGGAGUUGCAGAAGAUGCGAGAGAAGCAGAAACUGCUCCAGGAGCCGGGCUCCGGAGUGCCCGUUGUCCUCCUGACCACCCUCCUGGUUAUCCCGGUGCUUGUCCUGCUGGCCAUUGCCAUGUUUAUUCGAUGGAAAAAAACAAGGGUGUUUGGAGAUUCUGAGCACAAACUCGAGACAAGUUCCGGCAGAGUACUGGGAAGACUUCGAGGCAAGGGAACUGGAGGCUUAAACCUCGGAAAUUUCUUUGCCAGCCGCAAGGGCUACAGUCGAAAAGGGUUUGACCGCCUCAGCACCGAGGGGAGUGACCAAGAGAAAGACGAGGAUGAGGGGAGCGAAUCAGAAGAGGAGUACUCAGCACCAGUACCCGCCGCGGCCUCUUCCUCCUGAAAAGCAGGCAGCCAGAGGGGUGGCAUGAGAAGUACCGCCUGUCCCCGAUCGAUGCCUGUCCCUUUUAGCACGUGGAAAGCUUGUGGAUUUAAUUGUAAGCUGUGCUCGUCCACGUGGGCCCAUACACAUAUUCUUGCCUGCAUUUCAGUUAAGUUGGCUUCUGUUUCUAAUGGAGGAGUUUGCUGACGGCUCAUCACAGUGCCAAUGUCUUGGUAUGAAUGUAGAUAGAGAAGCGGCCGGGCUGCUCCCAGGCUGCCCACUGCCUCUGCUCCUUCCCAUCUGGGAGCCGUGUGUGUGUGUGUGUGUGUGUGUGUGUGUGUAAAUAGCCCCACUCUGCUUGAGCGCAGUCUGUGCCCCGUCCACCCAUCGCCAAUGUCUUCCUUGGUGCCUUUCCCCUUCAGCAUCCUCAGCCCGUGGCAGUAAAGAGAAACUUUGUGCUACACCACGACAAAGCUGCUAAAUCUCCUUCUAUUUUUUUAAAAUCACUAACAUAUAUUGCAAUGAGAGAAAGGAAAAAAAAGUCUCUAUUUAAAUCCUUUUUUUUUAAUUUCUUCUUCAAUUGGUGUGUUUGGGGAUGUCUUAUUUUUAGAUGGUUACACUUGUUAGAACACUAUUUUCAGAAUCUGAAUGUAAUUUGUGUAAUAAAGUGUUUUCAGAGCAUUAA